This is a messenger RNA of Lizanozyma spartinae, 1593 nucleotides long. RefSeq names its product Hnm1p. The coding region runs from base 1 to 1593 and encodes 530 amino acids. Gene Ontology annotation, cellular component: membrane. NCBI's taxonomy places the organism in Eukaryota, Fungi, Ascomycota, Pichiomycetes, Serinales, Debaryomycetaceae. The transcript has a single exon. The record is from RefSeq and is a predicted model, not a curated record. Gene Ontology annotation, molecular function: transmembrane transporter activity. Gene Ontology annotation, biological process: transmembrane transport.
AUGGAGAAAGAAACAACUUUCAACAACUCAUACAAUGACUCGGAGUCAUUGAAAAAGCACAUGGAUGUCAACAUUGUUGAUGAAGAUUGUGGGAAACAAACUGAACAAGUUGGUGUAUUAAAAAGAUCAUUCUCAACUUGGUCUGUUCUUGGUAUUGGUUUUGGAUUAACUAAUUCUUGGUUAGGUAUUUCUGCAUCUUUGAUCACUGGUAUUCAAUCGGGUGGUCCCAUGCUUAUUGUGUAUGGUAUUCUUAUCAUUGCAUUUAUUUCUUUCAACAUUGGGAUCACCUUGUCUGAAUUGUCUUCAGCCAUUCCUUCUGCUGGUGGUCAAUACGUUUGGUCUAGAGUUUUGGCUCCAAAGAAAUACUCUUCUUUUAUGGCCUAUAUUUGUGGCUCUUUGGCUUGGGCCGGAGCUAUUUUCACUAGUGCUUCUAUGGCUUUAGCUUUGGCACAAGAAAUUAUGGGGUUCUGGAUCAUGAAUCACCCGGGGUAUGAACUUAAAAGAUGGCAAUUGUUUGUUAUUUACCAAUUAGUCAAUGCCUUUUUGGCUUUAUUCAAUUGCUAUGGGAAAUGGUUACCCUUUGUGGCUGAUGGUGCAUUAUACACUUCAUUAUUCUCAUACUGUGUUAUCAUGAUCACAGUUUUAGUUUGUUCCAGAGGUAACUACAACUCUCCAAAGUUUGUCUUUGUUAACUUCGAUAACAACACUGGUUGGGACUCUGUUUUCAUUGCAUUUGUUGUUGGUUUAGUGAACCCCAAUUGGUCAUUCUCUUGUUUAGAUUCUGCUACCCAUUUGGCUGAAGAAACAAUGAAACCAGAAACCGAUAUUCCCAAGGCUAUCUUGGGAACUGUGGGUAUUGGGUUUGUAACUUCUUUCACUUAUUCAAUAGCCAUGUUCUUCUGUGUUAGAAACUUGGAGGGUAUCUUCAACUCUACCACUGGUAUGCCAAUUUUCGAUAUCUACUAUCAAGCUUUAGGUAGUAGAGUUGGAGCUACUUGUUUAGGAAGCUUGUUGUUCUUGACAGCCUGUGGAUGUACUAUCUCUUGUCACACUUGGCAAACAAGAUUAUGUUGGUCUUUUGCUAGAGACAAUGGGUUACCCUUGUCCAAGCAUUUGAAGAUUGUUGAUCCCAAAUUAGGUAUCCCAUUGAACGCCCAUUUGUUUUCCAGUUUCUGGGUUGCAGUAUUGGGUUGCUUGUACUUGGCGUCCUCCGCUGCUUUCAACUCCAUGGUUGUUGGGUGCAUUACUUUCCUUUUAUUGAGUUAUUUGGUUCCAACCUUCUGUUUGCUCUACAGAGGUAGAAAUAAUAUUCGUCAUGGUCCAUUUUGGUUAGGUAAUUGGGGGUUAGUCGCAAAUAUCAUCACCAUCUUUUGGGCAUUCUUUGCAUUGAUCUUCUUCUCCUUCCCAAGUUUUAUGCCUGUCACCGGUAACUCCAUGAACUACUUCAGUGUUGUGCUUGUUAUAUACUGUGUCUGGGCUUUGGCCUAUUGGUACUUCCCAGUUAAAGGUUGGAAUUGUAGAGAGAACUUCGCUGGUGGGUUGAACAACAAUAAGGAGACUGAAUUCCCUGAUGUUUGCUUGCAUGAACUUUAG